GUGUGUGAAGAGAGAAAGAGAGAAAGAAAGAAAGAAUUUAUUCAGGAAGAAAAAAGAAAUCAAGUCGCCUAACUUGAGAAGCUUCCAGGGAGGCACCCUGUAAGAAAAUCACAGCCCACGCCUUUACUAUUUUUCUUUCUCUCUCUCUCUCUUUCUCUCUCUGUCUAGUCUCUCCCUUCCCAAGGUCAACAACAAGAGGAAUUUUGCACUCUUUGAAACGUCCAUGGGGCAUCUAGUUCGGUGUUAGAGUCUUGUUAGUCAAACAAGAAUGCACCGACGACCGUCAUUGUAUAGAGAGCUGCCCUUACCCUUGUGUUGUUUCUCUUGGGUCUCUCUCUCUCUUUGCUUUUCUGCAUAAUCCCAGCCCUAGCUAGAAAACAUCAGACUUAAUUAAAAUCUUUCUUCUUAGAAACAAGAAGAAGAAGAAGAAGAAGAAAGAAGGGUUGGUCCCUCUUUAAUUUGUUUCUUUUUCCUAAUCGGGUCACUUCAAAUCUUGCAGAUCCAGUGAGAGGAAGGUGAAAUUGGUGGGUGAGAAACAUGGAUUUGGGUUCACAUAGAGAAGGGUUUUCCUGUGAAGAAGGUCAGGAGAUGAUGAGAGGUAAGCUCCCUUUCUCCUUCUACUCCUCCUCCUCCUCCUCUUCCUACGAAGUCGGCGGCAAGCUGAUGAUGGAGUCCUCCCCGAGAAACGAGGACGAAUCCCAGGGCAUCAACGUGAUGGAGAGAGAGCACAUGUUUGACAAAGUAGUGACUCCCAGCGAUGUGGGAAAACUGAAUCGCCUUGUAAUCCCAAAGCAGCACGCCGAGAAGUACUUCCCUUUGGACUCCUCCGCCAACGAGAAAGGCCUCCUCCUUAACUUCGAGGACAGAAAUGGAAAGCCCUGGAGAUUCCGCUACUCUUACUGGAACAGUAGCCAGAGCUACGUCAUGACCAAAGGCUGGAGCCGCUUCGUCAAGGAGAAGAAGCUCGAUGCCGGAGAUAUCGUGUCCUUCCAGCGUGGCCUCGGCGACCUCGGUAGAGAUCGUCUCUACAUUGAUUGGAGGCGCCGCCCCGACGCCCCCGACCCCAUGGCUUCGCUUCCCAAUCUGUCUCAUCCUUACUUUUCCUUCCACCGCCCCAUCCCCACGCAGUGGAGUAAUGCCAAUAAUGCUCCUAAUUUGCUAAUGCGGCCGAGGGACCACUUGCACUUGAAUAUCAACAACAACAACAAUGUCAAUCAUCAUCCUCAUCAUCCUCAUCAUCCUCAUCAUCCUUACCGCAACAGCUACGGCACUAGUACUGCUGCUUGCUGUAAUUACAUGGUAAACCCCCCUUCACUGAUUUACCUGAGAUCCGCGGCAGCACAACAGCAACACCACCACCAAGAGCAACAACAACAACUACUGCAGGUGCGGAGUAGGGGGGUUGAGCCACCGGUGGUGUUCGAGUCGGUGCCGGUGGUACAAGGGAAAGUUGCAGCAAAGAGAUUGAGGCUAUUUGGGGUAAACAUGGACUGCCCCAUAUCGGAAUCGGAUGCAUGCGAUGUCAUAUUGUCGUCCACCUCAAUAGCUCCCCAUGCUACUAUGGCGGCUUUGCAGCCUUCCGGCCAAUCAGGUCUCCAAUUGAGGCCCUACAACGGCACACCAAUGCCAACCGUGCCCACCGACUUGCUCAAUAAAGGGAAGGCAUCCAUGUCCUUGGAUUUCAACAUCUAAGAGAUCGAGAAAUUAAGCUGCAGGCACCCAAAAAGAUCCAUCCUUGAUUGAUUGGCUUUAAUUCGAUAACUAGUUUGUUUGUUAAUGCUCAUGAUGAAGAGUGUGAAGACCCACAAAAAAAAAAAAAAAUGCCAGGAUUUUACACCAUUUUGGAUUUUAAUUCAGAAGGCACCGGCCGGUGGUGGGUUUUGAAGGAUUAGCUACCUAGCGCUAGCAGCUAGCAUAAGCAAGAGGCCCUUGGAGAUAGAGAAGUCGUCACACUCUCACUAUAUCCAAUUGUCUUCUUUUUAUUAACUUUGUAUAAAACAUAUUUAUGAUACAUAACCAAAAAAAAAAAAAAAACAUAUAUAUAUAGAUAAAUAUUAUAUAUUGGAUGAAGAGGUAGAUCAUCAUUGCCAGAGAUUUGUAGGGCCUUGUUUCCCCAAUAUGUAUCCCAUCCAUGGCUUGUCACUGAAAUAUUAUUUCCGAACGUCUUUUUAUUCUC
Molecule: messenger RNA, 2176 nt
Organism: Corylus avellana
Lineage: Eukaryota; Viridiplantae; Streptophyta; Magnoliopsida; Fagales; Betulaceae
Source: RefSeq, a predicted model, not a curated record